Xenopus laevis (African clawed frog) is the source of this 4251-nucleotide messenger RNA. RefSeq names its product inositol polyphosphate-5-phosphatase K L homeolog (gene inpp5k.L). The transcript has 15 exons. Gene Ontology annotation, molecular function: inositol bisphosphate phosphatase activity; phosphatase activity; phosphatidylinositol-3,4,5-trisphosphate 5-phosphatase activity. Lineage: Eukaryota; Metazoa; Chordata; Amphibia; Anura; Pipidae. Gene Ontology annotation, biological process: negative regulation of glycogen biosynthetic process; phosphatidylinositol dephosphorylation; negative regulation of phosphatidylinositol 3-kinase/protein kinase B signal transduction. The record is from RefSeq and is a predicted model, not a curated record. Gene Ontology annotation, cellular component: plasma membrane; cytoplasm; endoplasmic reticulum. Bases 297 to 1934 code for a protein of 545 amino acids.
GUCGCAUUAAACAACAGAAGCGGCCCAUUUCAGCAGUGAGUUGUUGCGGCCCUUCGGACAUUCGACUGAACAGGCACAUUGCCAGUCCGGGCCGACGCAUCCUUGGUAUUCACUGCAUCACACACAGACUCCCUAGAUAAUGACUGGGCGUGGUCUGUGUGACGGCAUGGUCACACACAGUCCCCACCCCCCGGAAGGCAGGAAGCUCACACAACCAAAACACAACAGGGAAGAGGCGAGAAGGUGGCAGAGAAGCUUCUUGGAACCUCCCGAGGGAGGACCUGAAAGCAAUAGAAAUGAAUCCCGAUGAACUCAGCCUAAAUGCAAUGACCAUAAAUCCAAAAUCAAUUGAUCUUCGGCAGCAUGAGGAACGUGUACGCUCUGAUAGCCUGAGCAGCACGGGUUCCUAUGGCAAGUUUGUGCUGCGGCAGAGAGUGGCCCAGCUUAUGACUUGCAUGGAAGACGUAAGCUCUGAUGAGGACCUUCAUGAAGAACUCUCCCGCUCUAUAGACCAGGCUUUCUUGAUCUGUGGCAGAAAGAUGGUGCCAAAGACUCUGGAUUUCAGGCUGCACUUGGUUACUUGGAAUGUGGCUACAGCAUCCCCCCCUCGAGAUGUUCGCUCUCUGCUUCAGUUGGAUAUCCCAGGUUCAGAUAUUGAUAUGUACAUCAUUGGCUUGCAAGAAGUAAAUUCAAAAGUUCUGAACUUUCUAUCAGAUUUAGCAUUUGAUGAUCCAUGGAGUAUCUAUCUCAUGGAUAUUUUAGCUCCCCACGGCUAUGUCAAGCUCUCCUCUAUCCGACUGCAAGGCCUCCUUCUCCUGACCUUUGUAAAGCACCAACAUAUUCCCUUCGUGCAGGACAUUCGUACCAAUUACAUUCGCACCGGCUUGUUUGGCUACUGGGGAAACAAAGGGGGCGUAACAGUCCGUAUGUCAGUGUAUGGGCACAUGGUUUGCUUCAUGAACUGCCAUUUGCCGGCACACAUGGAAAACACCAACCAGAGGCUUGAUGAUUUUGAAAGGAUGCUGGACACUCAGCAGUUUGAUGACGAUAAUACUGGAAACAUUCUAGAUCAUGAUCUUGUGUUUUGCUUUGGAGACCUAAACUUCAGGAUUACAGACUUUGGGAUCCACUUUAUUAGAGAAGCAAUAAACAGUAAUAAAUACAACCUGCUGUGGGAAAAAGAUCAGUUAAAUAUUGCUAAGAAGAAAGAACAGUUUCUGCAAGGAUUUCUGGAAGGUCCACUAAAGUUUAAACCGACGUAUAAGUUUGAUCAGAACUCUGAUGUUUAUGAUACCAGAUGGAAGAAGUCACUUUUUGGACUUAACAGCAAGAAGCGUAAGCCAGCAUGGACAGAUCGUAUUCUUUGGAAGUUGAAGGACGUUUCAGGUAGUGACCCUGGUGAAACCACCGGUUCAGACUUUGAAGAGUUUUUAAAAGUCAGUUUGGAUAAAUACACAAGUCACAUGAGCUAUGGCAUCAGUGACCACAAACCAGUAACUGGGACCUUCACCUUGCAGUUGAAGCCCCUCAUCCUUACACCUUCUGUUACACUGAAACCUGAAGGGGAAUGGAACGCAGACCAUGAUUCCUUGAUAAGCUAUUCAGUGGCAAAAGACUUUCCCAGCAGCACCUGGGAUUGGAUUGGUCUUUACAGGGUUGGCUUUAGACAUACAAAUGAUUAUGUCACUUACGCUUGGGUUAAAGAUGAUGAAAUUUCCUUUAGUGAAGACUGUAAUCAGGUUUACAUGAAUGCAGAUGAUAUUCCUCUCGACGGAGGAGAAUUUCUUCUUUGCUAUCACUGUCAUAAUUUACAGUGUUUAGCAGGCAUUAGCCAACCUUUCCAGAUUCGGCCUGGUCGAAACUUAGGCCUGAAGGAAGAAGAAAACCGAGAGAGCCCUUUCAAAACCGAAAGUCCCAUGGGUCCAGACUUUUAGAGCUCACAUUCUGACUUGAUAUCCAGUGAGGGAAGAUCCAUUUCUUUCCCAAAAUAUUUUUCCUGUUCUGCUUCCAUGUCUCACUACUGUAACUUGUUGAUUGUGAGCAACAUUCUGUCAGAUCUUUGCUUAAUGGCAGCAAAUUCUGUUCCAGGACUCCGGCCCUGCGCAUGCUUCUCCCCACUGGAUGCAGUGAGACAGAUAUGGACUUUAUUAGGAAGUGUUUCAAGCUGAUUUUAUAAGAAGAGUUUUCGUUAUAGUAAAUUUUAAUUUAUUAGUCGUAACUGCCUUGUAGAAGGUUGUUUUGGUACUGAGCUAAUUACGUACCUGAGACUUGUAAAUGUCUCCUUAUGUCACUAGUUUACAGUUUAAUCAGCCUUGCUUUGGUGCACUUAGUAAUUGCCUGCUAAUAGGCAACAUAGUAACUGACAAAGUAAUGACCUUGUAGCCCCUGAAUCUGUGAAUGUCUUUCACCAGACCCUGUAGCUGUUCAGAUAGCAGAGGUUUAUGCAAGGUUCUGGCUACAGGAAUAUCAAGCCCAGAUAAUUGCUGGAGACAAAUGCAGCAGCUCUGGAAGAAUGUUCUGAAAUGGUGGUAAGAAAACGUCCUAUAUUUAAUUGCCUAUAGCAUUUCUGCUGUACAUUAGGUUCUACUACUGUUAUUAGUCCCAACUACUGUUUGUAUGUGACUUAUUGUCUGAAACGCCUUGCACUUUCCAUAUGUUCCUGAGCAGAAGAGUAAGUGCUGCCAGUGAUGUUAUCAGCUGUGUCUUUUAAUGCUACACGUGGCCUUAUGGACAGAGUUACCCACCAUGAAAACCAUAGCUGUAUGCGCACACGUUUACAUGAUAAAUAAGGUGUGGAACCUUGUAUGGGCAUUUCUUACAUUCCGAAUGUACCACUUUGAAGUGCACGGCACAAGUCUGCCGGCCCAACACAUUAUUGCAUCCUUGCUUGUGUUCUUCAUAUCAUGUGACGUCACUUUCGAAAAGGAAUAUACUAAAGGUAUAGGUUAUUUGGUGCACAGAACAUCCCUUUGCUGCUUAUUUGCCUUAAAAAGUGUGGGAGCUGCCUUAAAUCUAAACAUUCUCCACUGAGAACAACAGGCCAACAAUGCUGGUUUAUGAAUAGACAUGAGUCAUAUUAUGUAUUCGUAGAAACUACCCUCAACUGCUCAUGUGGUACAGGCCAUAUUACUAUAGCUGGAAUAAAGGUAAUGAAGUAUAUUUUCAUUUUUUUAAAGGGCAACAGUAUAGUAAAAGUUCAGCUUCUCAGUUGUGUGUCUGCUAGAAGCUUUACUAAACAAAUCUUCGUUCCUACCUGCUUUGGUCUGUGCCCAUGUCACAUUCUUUUGCAUCACAUCAAAAUCUGAGAUACAAGGCUGUGCCCUGCAAAACCUUUGUAACCUCCAGGGAGUGGUUUUAAUUUUUGGAAUGGGAGUUAUACCUAUUUAUUCAUCUAUAAGCUCACACACACUUUCUCCAUGGAGCAGUAUGACUGCUCCCACCCAUACUGUUCUGUAGAUACACAUACAAAGGAAUUUUCUGUGCAAGAAGCUAUACCCUCAACAUACACCCUACUUAUAAUUGAUAUCAUAAAUUUUAAGGUUGUUUCAUAUCCAAAAAAAGUAAGAUGUUUUAAUAGAUGUCUUGCAAUUUACAUCACAUUUUUAAUGCUUAAAGCUGCUCUAGUGUGCCCUUCCAUUCCCUGGUAAUUUUAUCUUUACGGUUUGUUUUUAAUUACAAAUGUACUUGUUCCUACAGGAUUUUAGCUUCAGAUAACAAGUCAUUCAUAUGAUAUUUAGUAGUGUUUUGCUUUUAUGGACAUAUCAUUUGCAUGGUCCUCUAUUUGCCCUUCCUCCCAAACCCUGUAUUUAUUAGUUUGUUAAUUUUAUGGACCUAAUCCUUUAAAACUGAUCAGAAUGGGCAGCUACGGACUAAUUACAAUCAUCAGUUGUGGAUUCAUUAUACAAUCCAUAGGAAUUUCAGUUUGCAGACUGUGACAGUUUUGCACAUGUAACUAUAGGAACCAUUGGGGUGUAUGUUGUUAUUGUGAUGUUAUAUGUAGUGCGUGCUGGAAUGCCUUUUCUGUAGGGUUCGCUCAUCAGAUACAUGCAAUCAUAUUGCAAAUAAAGAGAAUUUUAAUUGUGCUGCUUGCCAUAUGUAUGUGCGAAUACAUGUAUUCCUCUGGAUUAGACACAAUGUAACAUUAUAAAAUAGGUCAGUGGCUAUUUGCAUUCAAAAAGAAAAUGAAAUAGUAUCAAAAGUUGAAAAUAACGUUUUUGAUAUGGGACCCAAAUAAAUGCCAUUUCUGAUCAA